Messenger RNA from Lathyrus sativus (Indian pea), 1077 nucleotides. Lineage: Eukaryota; Viridiplantae; Streptophyta; Magnoliopsida; Fabales; Fabaceae. The record is from the annotation of a GenBank genome assembly.
AUGGCUUCAUCAAUGAAUAGCCGCAAACCAAGUGAAAUUUUCAAAGCACAAGCUCAACUAUACAAACACAUGUACGCCUUCAUAGAUUCCAUGUGUCUUAAAUGGUGUAUUGAGAUGAAUAUACCAAACAUUAUCCACAAUCAUGGCCAACCAAUUUCUCUUUCAAACUUAGUUUCAACUCUUCAAAUUCCAUCAUCCAAAGUUGGUAAUGUUCAGCGUCUCAUGCGUUACCUUGCACACAAUGGACUCAUUGAGAUAGUAAAAAAUCAAGAGUUUGAAAAUGAAGAAGAAGAAGCUUAUGCUCUCACUGUCACUUCAGAGCUUCUUAUUAAAGGCACUAAGUUUUGCUUGGCUCCAAUUGUUGAGGGUUAUCUUAAUCCAGCAGCUUUAGGUUCUUUCCAUCAACUAAAAGAGUGGAUUUACGAAGAAGAUCUUACACUCUUCGACGUAACUUUAGGAUCUGAUUUAUGGGUGUUUCUUAAUACAAACCCUGAACAUCACAUAUCUUUUAAUGAGGCAAUGGCUAGUGAUACCAAAAUAAUAAACUUUGCGAUGAAAGAUUGUAAUUUGGUGUUUGAAGGGUUGGAAACAAUUGUGGAUGUUGGUGGUGGAAAUGGAACAAUGGGAAAGAUUAUUUCUGAGACAUUUCCUAAGUUGAAAUGUGUUGUGUUUGAUCGUCCAGAAGUCGUAGAGAAUUUAUCUGGAAACAGCAAUUUGACAUAUGUUGGUGGAGACAUGUUUACAUCCAUUCCUAGAGCUGAUGCAGUUCUGCUUAAGUUUAUUUUUCAUGAUUGGACUGAUAAGGAUUGCAUAAAGAUACUGAAAAAAUGUAAAGAAGCAAUUACAAGUGAUGAGAAAAAAGGAAAAGUAAUUAUCAUAGAUGUGGUGAUAAAUGAAAAGAAAGAUGAUAUCCAAAUUACUCAGAUAAAGCUGCAAAUGGAUAUAUUCAUAUCAUGUAUCAAUGGAAAAGAGAGAAAUGAGGAAGAAUGGAAGAAGCUCUUUGUGGAAGCUGGCUUUAAAGACUAUAAAAUAUCUCCUUUGACUGGUUUACUGUCUCUUAUCGAAAUUUAUCCUUAA